Messenger RNA from Malus domestica (apple), 2719 nucleotides. Its product is annotated as BTB/POZ domain-containing protein SR1IP1-like. The record is from RefSeq and is a predicted model, not a curated record. Lineage: Eukaryota; Viridiplantae; Streptophyta; Magnoliopsida; Rosales; Rosaceae. Gene Ontology annotation, molecular function: protein binding.
AAUAAAGCAUAGAAAAAGAAAGGGUUUAGGAAGAUGAGGCACCUUUUUUGUGGAUGGGAAUGUUUCUCUUCCCACGUCCCACGUUGAUUUUCAUACCGUUGGCUGCCACUAAAAACAUGCAAAAGCCAUCUCAUCCUCUCGACCCAACUUCCCCAUGCCCAUACACCACACACACCAUAACCCCUACAUCUUUUUCUUUUUCUUUUACCCAUCUUCCUCCCAAUAAUAUCACAAAUGCCACUCGUUCAGUUCCCUCCUCCUACCCCUUGACUUGUAUUCACUCUCUAGUUUCUCUCCCCAAAGAAGAAGGCAUUUUGGGUAAUUCAUUAAGUCUGAUGAUUACUUGUGAAGAUUGAAGCUGGAUAAUGCAGGUUUAUUAUUAGUGCUUCAAUAUUUUCUGUUCUUAUUAUUGCAGAAUGAUUGUUUCACUUCUUUAUAUAUUCAAGGAAGUUUGAAUGAUAAAGGUCAAAACGAAACAAAAACGUACUGAAAACAGCGUACGUAGGGUUUUUGCUUCACUACAGUAAAAUUGCAGCAGCUCAAUCCUUCUCUCUCCUCUCUCUCUCUCUCUCUCUGUGCUAUUAUUUGAUGUACUAUAUGAUGGAGAUGGAGAACUGAACAUGAUAAACAUUCAACUGUUACUUCCAUGGCGGAUAUCGAACUUGGCGAGGAGAGUACUGCACCCACUACCACAGCCAACAUGUCCUUUAAGAAGAAGGAGCUUCUUUCUUCUGCCUUGAAGAGAACUAGUGAAUGGAUUUUUUCGCAGGAGAUUCCGAGCGAUAUUAGUAUUAAUGUUGGAGGGGUUUCCUUCUCAUUGCACAAGUUCCCUUUGAUUUCGAAGUGUGGACACAUAAGGAAACUGAUAUCAGAAUCGAGUGAUGCUGCUGAUCUAUCUGUCAUUGAACUAUCUGAUGUUCCGGGCGGAUCAGAAGCAUUUGAGCUUGCAGCAAAAUUCUGCUAUGGAAUAAAUUUCGAGAUAAGCACAGAGAACAUCGCAAUGCUCCGAUGUGUGGCAGAGUAUCUUCUGAUGACUGAGGACUACGGGGUUGGAAACCUUGUGGGAAGAGCUGAUGCAUACUUAAAUGAAGUGGCAUUGAAGAGCCUAGCGGGUGCAGUUACUGUUUUGCACAUGUCAGAAAGUUUCCUCCCAAUGGCGGAGAAGGUAAAAUUAGUGAACCGCUGCAUAGAUGCAAUUGCUUUUAUAGCCUGCAAAGAGAGCCAGUUCAGUGUGUCCAGUAGGGCUGAUGGCGGCAAUGAGGGUGCAGUUUCUUCAGCUGUGUAUCAUCCAAAGCCUGUUGUGGAUUGGUGGGCUGAAGACUUAAUUGUUCUUAGAAUCGAUAUGUUCCAACGUGUUAUGAUUGCAAUGAUGGCAAGAGGGUUUAAGCAAUAUGCUCUCGGACCAGUACUCAUGCUCUAUGCGCAGAAAUCGCUAAGAGGUUUGGAAAUAUUUGGAAAGGGGAGGAAGAAAAUCGAGCCGCGACAAGAGCACGAGAAGAGGGUUGUCUUAGAAACAAUUGUGAGUCUUCUGCCAAGGGCGAAAAAUGCAAUGUCGGUUAGCUUUCUUUCCAUGCUUCUUCGUGCUGCGAAAACCCUGGAGACAACAGUUGCUUGCCAGCUAGAUUUGGAGAAGAGAAUGGGGUUUCAAUUGGCACAGGCUGUUUUAGAUCUCUUGAUUCCAUCAUAUUCCUAUACCGGGGACACAUUGCUUGAUGUCGACACUGUGCAAAGGAUCGUGACGAAUUACCUUGAAUAUGAAAUGCAGGGGAGCCGUUUGGGACAUAAUGCAGAGGAUGAUUUUGGUUCUCCUCCGCCGACUGACAUGGAACGUGUCGGAAAGCUAAUGGAGAACUACCUGGCUGAAAUAGCCACUGACCGUAACGUAUCUGUCUCAAAGUUCAUAGGCAUUGCUGAACUAAUUCCAGAACAAUCAAGGGAAACAGAAGAUGGCAUGUAUAGAGCAAUAGAUAUCUACCUAAAGGCUCAUCCUGCUCUGAGUGAUAUGGAGAGAAAGAAAGUGUGCAGUAUGAUGGACUGCCAGAAACUUUCGCGCGAGGCCUGCGCUCACGCUGCGCAGAAUGACCGGCUUCCUGUUCAAACUGUUGUACAAGUGCUAUACUAUGAGCAGCAGCGUCUUCGAGACGUCAUGAAUGGCAAUUCCAUUGGUGCUGAAUCCUCUGUUCUUCCAUCCAAAGGGAGCUUAUACUCCACUGAUAUCCACCCAGUUCCUGAUGAGCUCACCAUCUUGCGCAGACAAAACGAGGAGCUGAAAAUGGAAUUGGUGAAGAUGAAAAUGAAACUGAAAGAACUCGAAACGUCUACUACGAGAACAGCAAUGAUCAGUCCAAUGGGAAACACUCCAACAUCUGCUGACAAACCUCCGCUGCCUCGAAAAUCAUUCAUAAACUCAGUAUCGAAAAAACUUGGGAAGCUUUCUCCCUUUGUGCGUGCAGAUGGAGUGACACCUACCGGUGCCAAAGGCCGAACAAAACCUGCCAAAGAUCGGCGGCAUUCAAUUUCCUGAAGCUUCAGUGUGUAACUGAGCUCUAUGCUGCUUUAUGAGAAGUCUAAAUUCAAUUGCCUUUGUUUGCUUUGUUUAGGCUUGGGAUAAUUUGUAACUUGAAUUUCUAAUUUGUUCCAUCUUUGUUGUGCUUUGUGUGAUGUCAUUGUAAAUAACAUUGCCACUUCGCUUUGAAUAAGAUUACACGAUUUAAUGGCA